This is a messenger RNA of Beta vulgaris subsp. vulgaris (sugar beet), 2608 nucleotides long. RefSeq names its product AP2-like ethylene-responsive transcription factor CRL5. Bases 467 to 2257 code for a protein of 596 amino acids. The transcript is spliced from 9 exons. Gene Ontology annotation, biological process: regulation of DNA-templated transcription. NCBI's taxonomy places the organism in Eukaryota, Viridiplantae, Streptophyta, Magnoliopsida, Caryophyllales, Amaranthaceae. Gene Ontology annotation, molecular function: DNA-binding transcription factor activity; DNA binding. The record is from RefSeq and is a predicted model, not a curated record.
UCAAGGGUUUAUAGGGUUUUAAAAGGGUGUCUUAUCAACCCCAAAAUAUCAAAUCCUUUGUAAGAGAUAAAAGAGAGAGAAGACAGAGAGACAAAGAUAAAAGAGAGAAGGGAUAUAAAAUUAAAAGUGUUAUAGAAAUUGAGCUUUUCUUAAUAUUUACACAGAUCCCAUUAAAUACAAACAUAUUUCUUCUUCUUCCAUUCUCUUUGUUUAGUCUAAAAGGUCUCAUCUUACUCUAUUUAGAGUAGCAAAAAAUCAUUAUUUUUUUUUGUUAAUACCACUACACAACAAAAAAAGAAAAAAAGGGAAGCAAAUGAAAAAAAUUUCCCCUUUAUAAAUAUUCUAAGAUAUGAUUAGUUUAUUUUCCACCCAAUGAUUGAAUUUUGCAUCCUUGUGUAGUUGUAGAUUCUAGUAUUAGCAAAAAAAAGUUAGUGAGAGAAAAAUUCUUUAGCCACAAAAAAAAAAAAUGAACUCUACUAAUGAAAAUAAUAACACUAGCAAUGGUAGCAGAAGUAGUACUAGUAGUUGUAACAAUUGGUUAGGUUUUUCUUUAUCUCCCUACAUGAAAAUGGAUUCUGCUAAUUCUUCUGCACAACAACAACUGCAUCAUCAUCAUCAUCAUCAUGAUUACAGCAAUCAACAGCAGCAGUAUAGCUUUCUCUCUCCUCCUGCACUUGAGGAGCAGCAACAACAGCUAAAUAAUCCUUCAGUUUGCUUUGAUAAUGGAGGAAGAGGAGUAGGAGAAAAUGGUGGGUAUUUUCUCUCUCCUUUGACUGUCAUGCCACUAAAGUCAGAUGGGUCUCUUUGCAUUAUGGAUGAUUUCUCCAGAUCUCAACCACCUGAAGGACCAAAAUUGGAGAAUUUUCUAGGCAUAAGCUUGGACAGUAUCUACAGACAACAGCAGCAACAAGAAGAGUUGGAAUCAUAUAUAUCUGCAGUAUCAUCUUACCAAGGAUAUUUAGAGGAUGACAUGCUAAAAAACUGGGUUACUACAGUGAACAAUAUGAGUGGUGGUGGGUUAGUUAGUGUUCCUGAAACAACAACAACAGUGAAUAAUAAUGUGAAUGUGAGUUGUUGUGGUGGUCUUUCUUUGACAAUGAGCCCUGGCCCUGUGUCUCAGUUGAGUUGUGCUACUACAGCUACAGCUACAGCUACACCAAUAACAAGUGUGAACCCACAGAAUUCUACUUGUUCAGGAAAUGAUUGUGGUACUUCUACAAUACAAACUAAGAAAAGAGGGUAUGCUAAAGUGGGUCUAAACAAACAAACUGUUCAUAGGAAGUCCAUUGACACUUUUGGCCAAAGAACUUCUCAAUAUAGAGGUGUUACCAAGCAUAGAUGGACGGGUAGAUAUGAAGCUCAUCUAUGGGAUAAUAGUUGCAAAAAGGAAGGACAGACAAGGAAAGGGAGACAAGUUUAUCUUGGAGGUUAUGAUUUGGAAGAGAAAGCUGCUAGAGCUUAUGAUCUUGCUGCCCUUAAAUACUGGGGACUCUCGACACAUACUAAUUUUCCGAUAGAGAACUACAAAGAAGAGAUUGAAGAAAUGAAGAACAUGACACGCCAAGAACAUGUUGCACAUUUAAGAAGGAAAAGCAGUGGCUUUUCUAGAGGAGCUUCUAUGUACAGAGGAGUGACAAGGCAUCAUCAGCAUGGUAGAUGGCAAGCUAGGAUAGGAAGGGUUGCUGGGAACAAGGACCUUUAUCUUGGGACAUUUAGCACACAAGAGGAGGCAGCAGAAGCUUAUGAUGUGGCUGCGGUGAAGUUUCGAGGAACAAAUGCUGUGACUAACUUCGACAUAAGUAGGUACAAUGUCGAAAAAAUUAUGGCUAGUGAUACUCUUCUAGCUAGAGAGCAAGCUAGACGAAACAAAGUUGAAAUGAUCCAGGCUUUUGAAGAGUGCCCUAAUCUAACUCAAAAUAUUGCUGGACAUCCAAAUGUAGCUCCCAAUGUCAGUAGUGCUCCUUUAGAGUGGAAGAUGGUGUGCAUUGAGCCAAAUCCUUCAUUCUCACUCGGUUUACAGGAUCUUGUUGAACUCGAAAUCGCGAGCUCAACUCAUAAGAUAGGCUCAACAGCUCAUUUGUCAAGUGGAUCGUCUUUGGUUACAAGCUUGAACAGCUCUAGGGAAGGUAGUCCAGAUGAGAAUAUGUCGCUAUCGACGUCGAAUUCAAUGGUGUUUCCAUGGACUGCAUCAGCUCAGCUAAGGCCUGCAGAUGCAGCAGCCGUUCCUGUGGCUCAUUUACCCCUUUUUGCUGCAUAAGAUUAUGCUUAACAGGAAGAACUACUUGCUGUGUUUUCCUGAGAGUUGGAGUAGGUAUUUUUUUUUUUGCAUGAGGAAAAAGUGACAAAAGGCAAAAGAAGAAAAAGAUUGGAAAUCUUUUUUUUUGUGGGGAACAAAAGAGAGUUUAGUGGAAGAAAAUGAGAGAAGAGAAAGGGUGUGAUUAGACUUAAUCAUGGGACAAAAGUGGGGGCAUUAUUUGUCUGUAAGCAAAAUGUUGUAAACUUUGUCAAACUUGAUACAAAAAUAGUUUGGCUCAUCUUUGAGAUGAAGAUCUGUUGGCCAAAUUUGGAGGGAAAAGAAAAGGAAGAAUGUCUAAUGAUUAAUAUUCUA